AUUACGAGUGAAGAGGCACAGACAGAAGCAUUUUGCAUACGAUCAAUGAAGUUUUUCAGUUUGCACAGUUGGUAUUCUCAGCAUUCUUGGUGUGAUUUGUGACUGUUCGAGAAUGGCAACAUGGCAAGUGCGUAUGGCGACAACAGAGGAUGUUCCAGAAAUCUUGCGAAUGAUAACGGUAAAGAACAAAUCGUUAAUUUGAUGCGGUUGGGGUUGCGAAGAUUCUGAGAUUCUUCAGGACACAUAAAUAUAAUUUUGCUUUUGAAUGAGCACGUCAAAUUCUUCUGCUUACAUAGGAUUUAGCUGUAUUUGAGAAGCAACCAGAAUCAAGAGUUAAACUUACUGAGGAAGGUAAGAUCCACAACAUGUACAGAAACUCUCCACACCCAAACGUGAUCAGUAUGCAUAUUCCUUCUUCAUUUCCUAAGGCGCUGAGAAAGAGAAUUUGUUUAACAAUCAAGAGCUUGUUUAGUAUGUGAUCAUGUCCUUAAUUCUCAUGACCUUAGUGUUUGAUUCAGGGGUGAUACUGUGUGGAGAAAUUAGAUGCUAGUCUUUGAUUUCUCUGUGACUGAGGGGUUGAAAAAGCUGCAAAAACACAAAAAACUUAUCCACUCUUUCCCACCAACUGAUUCCUUUUGACUCCUUGGCUUAUCCCCCUUAGAAAUGAUUAGGAAAUAAUAAUCUGAUGAAAAAUAAGCCUUACAGGACUUUUAACCCUUUCACCUCUAAAACUGACCAGCAUGAAAUUUCUCCUCACAAUAUUAGCCCUGAAUAAAACAUUGAUUUGACAAGAAAAACACAAAUGAUCACCAAACAAAGAAGAUCUUUAUUUCUAAACAAAUUCUCCUUGUCAACACCUGAGGAAAUGUAUAGCAAACAGUGGGGGGAAAAUACACACUGAUGUUAGGUGUAAAGGGUUAUGAAGAGACUUUCUAAAAUUUACAAUCUGGUCAAGUGAGAUUUAUUAUGUAUCUGAGGAAAUCAAGAAUCAUGAAGGAGGGAAUUAAGGUAUCAAGGCCAGAAACGAUUACACUCUCUCCUGAUUAUUUUUACCAAAUAAUUUGUAUUAAAUUAUUCAGUUCACACAUUGAGGCAACAGAUAUGUCAUUACUUCAUAGAUUGCACUAACUUAGUUAUAGAAACAAAGAAUUUUUUAACAUUUUGUCUAUCUUGCAGAAAUACAAAGGGAUGGUUUUGGAGAAACACCAUGGUUCAGCUGUCUGAUAGCAGAAGAGGUGAACCCCAAUGAAGAAAAGAACUGUGGCUUAUCAACGAAAAAGGCUGUUGGUUAUGCAUUAUUUUUCAACAUUUAUUCCACUUGGGAAGGCCGAUCUCUCUAUUUGCAAGACCUUUAUGUCGACUCAGCUUUUAGAGGUGAACUCUAUGAUCAAGUUGAUUCCCUGUUACUUGCAUAAUUUUUUUUAUUUCAAGCAUAAUGCUCAGGGUCUCUUUGUUCACCAUUUUUGGGGUUGUAAAUCUUCUUGAAAGAAAGAAAAGAGCACUUUGUUCAAAUUUUUGCCUGAUGGGUCACAUCGCUGUACUUACUGGCCAUCAAUUUCUUAUUUUAAAUUGAAUUACAUCAAGGUGAAGGUGAAGGUGUAGACAAUUUUUAAAAUUAAAUACACUGUGGGAGAAGACAAACAAAGAUUAGAUGAUGUUCCAGCCAUGAAAUGUUAUCUUCCUUUAAUGUGGAAAAGACCAUAAAUGCCCUUACUAUUUGAUUAAGUUACACAGCUUAGCCCUUUAACUCCCAGAAGUGAUCAACAUGAAUCUUCUCCCUUUGAUAUCCCACCAUUAUCAAGCAGACAGCUAAUGAGAAUAUUCAAACUUAUCAGAUAGAAGUUUUUAUCUUGAUCUAACAUGAAAUUCUCAUAACUAAUUUACAAGAAUUUGUGAAGCAGCUAGGGGGGAGAAUUUACAAUCAGAUCUUGGGAGUCAAAGGGUAAACACAAAAUUGGCAAACACAGGUUGCCAGAUAAGUGACUCACUGCAAUUUUAAUUUUCAAAUUUUAUUCCUUUGCCAUGACAAAUACAAGUCUGGGCUUGGACCACUUAUAGGGGUACACAUAGAGUAUUUGUUACCUGAUAAUUAGCACCUAAAGACAUGUUCAGUUUAAUUUUUUUGACAGGAAAAGGAAUUGGAAAAGAGUUGUUGAGACGAGUGGCUCAAGUAAGUUAAAUUUUUUUUUAAAAUAUAUUUCUUGUUUUGGUAAAAUGUAGAAAGGCAUGUUGCUAAGCUUUAUAUCUUGGUGAUAGAAGAGAUGCCUGUGUAAUGGGGUAAAAAUUCAGAUCAGUGAUUAUUUUUCCUUAUUUCAGAUCGCAGUUGACAAGGGUUGUGCCAGAGUGGACUGGGGUGUUCUUUACUGGAACAAAAUUGCAAGAGAUUUCUAUGACAAGCUUGGAGCAGUGUGCUUAGAUGAAUGGCGUCGGUAUUGCCUAAUGGGACAAGGUUUGCUGGAAUUUGCCGGCAAGGAACUUUUGUAGUACAACUAUACCAGUAGGCUUGUAAAAUUAUCUGGUGGUAGAUUCUAAAUUAUUAUGAGUGAAUACCAAAUGAACAAUCAACUACAUACAAAAAGCUGUUCUCUCCUGGACCAUUGAAGAUUUGAUGACACAAAGACUACCUGCUACACUAACACAAUUAACCCUUAAAACCCCAAAAGUGACCAGCAUCUAAUUUCUCCCUACAAUAUCAGCCUGAAUCAAACAUUAAGUUCAUGAGAAUGAAUGAAUGAAUGAAGGAAAUGAUGCCCAACAAGACGCUUUUGAUCAGUAAACAAAUUCUCCUUAGGAAGUGUAUAAAGAAAGGUAUAAAGAAUAUGCAUGAUGAGUUUAGGUUGUAAAGGGUUAAAAAAUUUGGAUCAAUGACAGUAUCUGACUAACUGAGUACCUACCCCUCCCUUAACCAAGCAUUAACCCUAAGUUGUUAUCGGUUGACUGUCUUUGGGUUAGGGGAGGGGUAGGUGGGCAGUUGCUCAGAAUCUUGUCAUCAGUUGAGCAAGGAAGUGUAAAAUGAGGGAGCCUUGGGAGAGGAGAUACUCUGUCCCUCCCAGUCCUCCUAAGAAUCCCUUCCUGUGGCUUUCUAUCCCCAUUCCUCAUAUUUUUUGGAAAUGAUAUAGAUUUAGCCAAGCCUAAAAGCGGAGCUCGCAUUUUGUUUUUCCCGCAUGUUUCAAGGGCACAACGCCUUGCCCCGGCUAGGAGUAGAACCCGGGUCGUCCGACUCGGAGCCCAGUGCACUGACCACUGGACUACUGGAAAAAGCCAUGGCGUUGGUGUGCCCGCGGUACUGUUGACCACGCAUGCUAAAAGUAGCGCCUUGUACGGUCGUAUGGUCGUACAUCCAAAUUUUUUCGGUUUGAUGGGUUACCACUAUUUUGUAUAAUUAUGGGGCUACGCUCUGCGAGCUCCGCUAUAAUUAGGUAUAAACAUAAUAUUUAAAUAUGUUGGUCUACAUACUGUAUGAUUUUAUGCCACUAUCUGGGUCUGUAUAAUUAUGAUAUUUUAGUAACUAUAUAAAAAACUAUAUUUAAACAUACUAACUGUAAGAAAUUAUGCUGUUAGGUAACAGCUUAAAAUCUUACUUUUUCAUUUGGUUUUUACUUUCCUUACUCAUGAGAUCCAAAGCAGGUUACUCUGGUAAAUAGCUACUUACCAAACAGAGCAGGGUCUGUAGGUAACCGGUCAAGUCGCCCGAGAGUCAUCUCGCCCGAAGUUAUGUCGCCCGAACCCU
Molecule: messenger RNA, 3730 nt
Organism: Pocillopora meandrina
Lineage: Eukaryota; Metazoa; Cnidaria; Anthozoa; Scleractinia; Pocilloporidae
Source: the annotation of a GenBank genome assembly